This is a messenger RNA of Drosophila montana, 948 nucleotides long. Its product is annotated as neuferricin homolog. Bases 33 to 866 code for a protein of 277 amino acids. The transcript has a single exon. NCBI's taxonomy places the organism in Eukaryota, Metazoa, Arthropoda, Insecta, Diptera, Drosophilidae. The record is from RefSeq and is a predicted model, not a curated record. Gene Ontology annotation, cellular component: endomembrane system; membrane.
UGCACAUACGUAAGUUAACAUUUUGUAGCAGAAUGUUUGGUUUUGUGAAACUGCUUUUAAAAUAUCGACUUGCAUUCAUAUUAAUCAUUAUAGCCGUGUUGGUUAGACUUUAUCAGAAAGAUGUUGUGCAGCUCUUACAAAUCGCAGCUGCGCGCUAUUUAAAUAUCGCCGCCAAUAAGCAGACGGACAGCGUCUCUGUGCGGUUCACAGAUACACGCGGCAAUCUCUUCACACCGGAGCAGCUGGCCACGUACAAUGGCGAGAAUGGAGCAGCCAUCUAUUUGUCGCUGCUUGGCGCCGUCUAUGACGUUUCACGUGGACUAAAGCACUACGGACCCGGCUGCAGUUAUAAUUACUUUGUCGGUCGCGAUGCUUCCGUUUCCUUUGUCAGUGGCGAGUUCGAACACUACGAUCCGAAGACGGCUGAUGAUGUGCUCAGCCUGAAGGCCAACGACUUGAUCGAGCUGGCCAAGUGGCAACAGUUCUACGAGAAGGAAUACAUAUAUAAAGGCAAACUUAUUGGACGCUUCUAUGACGAAGAGGGCAAGUCGACCGUCUACCAUCAGAAAUACCUGGCACUGCUGGACCAAGCACAGAUAGCCAAGGCGCAAGUAGAUGAGCUGCGCAACAGAUAUCCUGGCUGCAAUAUCGAGUGGUCCGAGGCGAAAGGCACACGCGUAUGGUGUACCACAACAAGCGGCGACGGCAAGAAGCGCGAUUGGCCCGGCUAUCCACGCAAGCUAUAUGAUCGUGACAAUAAGAACUUUCACUGCGCCUGCGUACCCGAGGCGGAGUUAAAUGAUCCAAUGUUCAAAUCAUAUGAGAAUUGUGCGUCUCGCUCGGAGGAAUGUUUUUAUCGUGUCUGAAUAUUGUGUAUAUAUAUUGUGUAUUAUAGCUUAUGGGUUCAAGUAGUGAACAAAAUACAAUACUAAUAUAUUACAUCUAAAA